Hypanus sabinus (Atlantic stingray) is the source of this 761-nucleotide messenger RNA. Its product is annotated as NPC intracellular cholesterol transporter 2-like. Gene Ontology annotation, molecular function: cholesterol binding. The record is from RefSeq and is a predicted model, not a curated record. The coding region runs from base 25 to 528 and encodes 167 amino acids. The transcript has 4 exons. Lineage: Eukaryota; Metazoa; Chordata; Chondrichthyes; Myliobatiformes; Dasyatidae. Gene Ontology annotation, biological process: intracellular cholesterol transport; cholesterol efflux.
CCGUCCCGUGGGCAGCGGAGUCACAUGAGGCCUCGGAGCUGGAUCCGCUGUCUCCUGGCCGGACAGUGGAAAGACAUGAUGCGCGUGUUGGCCGGUUUGCUCGUCUUCCUGGGCGUAUGGGCCCUGUCGGCUGCUCAGCCGGUGAAGUUUUUCGACUGCGGUUCAAAGUCAGGGAAUCUUACCAUGGUGGAUAUCACUCCCUGUCCUUCCAUGCCAUGUCAACUGUACAAAGGAAAAACGUAUGGUGUGAACGUCACCUUCGUUAGCUUAACUGCAACCAACACGAGCAAAGCUACGGUUCAUGGUAUCUUGUCUGGCAUUCCACUUCCUUUCCAUCUCCCUAAUGAUGAUGGUUGUAAAUCUGGAAUUCAGUGCCCUAUUCGGAUAGAUCAAAGGUACAACUACAUCAAUUCCUUGGAGAUCAAAAAGGAAUACCCCUCAGUUAAAUUGGUGGUUAAAUGGGAGCUGAAGGACGAUAACGACAGAGACAUCUUCUGUUGGGAGGUUCCCAUUGAGAUUUCCAGUUAAAGCAUCAGCUCCACUAACAGCUGAUUCCUUUUUUUUUGAAGAUUGUUUAAUCAACUGCACAAUGGAAAAUUAGGCCAAACUACAAAAUAAGAACAAUUUUCAUUUAAGAACGUGAACAAAUUUGUAAUUUCAUAAUGUAAUUUUUUUAGUAUUUCUAUGACAUGCCUGACUUUAAUAUGGAUUAAUUUUGUAAAUUAAUCUGCAUGGACCAAUAAUAAAAUAAGACAAUUGUG